Penicillium longicatenatum is the source of this 261-nucleotide messenger RNA. RefSeq lists its product as uncharacterized. The record is from RefSeq and is a predicted model, not a curated record. The coding region runs from base 1 to 261 and encodes 86 amino acids. The transcript is spliced from 2 exons. NCBI's taxonomy places the organism in Eukaryota, Fungi, Ascomycota, Eurotiomycetes, Eurotiales, Aspergillaceae.
AUGGGUCAGGUAUUUCUUGAAGCCAUUUCCUGGUUUUUCCGGAACGUCAACUUCAAUAUCGAUGUUGCUGGUCCGAGAGGGGGUAUCACACCUGCUAUGGGAACUAGAUCCUCUGUGGAUGUGAUGAAAUUAGUCGGCCUUGACUCUAGCAAAGAAGGACGAAUUCGAUACGCCAGUCAACACGGGAUUGGAGGUCAGCCUUUCUCUGCGCCAUGGGGUGAAGCGAUACGCAAACAUGUUCUUCAGAACCACGGUCGAUGA